This is a messenger RNA of Cordyceps fumosorosea ARSEF 2679, 1875 nucleotides long. Its product is annotated as CCR4-NOT transcription complex, subunit 3. The transcript has 3 exons. Gene Ontology annotation, cellular component: nucleus; CCR4-NOT core complex; P-body. Lineage: Eukaryota; Fungi; Ascomycota; Sordariomycetes; Hypocreales; Cordycipitaceae. The record is from RefSeq and is a predicted model, not a curated record. Bases 1 to 1875 code for a protein of 624 amino acids. Gene Ontology annotation, biological process: nuclear-transcribed mRNA poly(A) tail shortening; regulation of DNA-templated transcription.
AUGGCGGCCCGAAAACUACAACAAGAGGUCGACAAGUGCUUCAAAAAGGUCGCCGAAGGCGUCGCGGAGUUUGAAUCUAUCUAUGACAAGAUUGAACUCUCAAAUAACCCGGCACAAAAGGAAAAGCUUGAAGAUAACUUGAAGCGUGAAAUCAAGAAGCUCCAGCGCCUUCGAGACCAGAUCAAGACAUGGGCCGCGAGUAAUGACAUCAAGGACAAGGCUCCAUUGCUAGAACAUCGCAAACUAAUAGAAACCCAAAUGGAAAGGUUCAAAGCGGUCGAAAAAGCAAUGAAGACAAAAGCCUACUCCAAAGAAGGGUUAUCAGCGGCAGCGAGACUUGAUCCCAAAGAGCAAGCCAAGGUCGAAGCGGGCGAGUUUCUGGGUAACCAGGUUGACGAACUGGAGCAACAGAUCGAGUCAUUAGAGGCCGAGAGCGAGCAGCUACAGGCGACAAUGAAGAAGGGCAAAAGCCAUUCUCAUAAGGCGGAUCGCAUUGCCGAGAUCGAGCGAAUAAUGGAACGGCACAAGUGGCAUCAAGGCAAGCUGGAGCUUAUCCGGCGGUCCCUGGAGAACGGUGGUGUCGAGACGGAGCAGGUAAAUGAUCUUGAGGAGAGCAUCCGCUAUUAUGUUACGGACGCUACCAACCCUGAAUUCAUGGAAGACGAGGAAAUGUACGACGAGCUCAACCUAGAGGAUGAUGAGGGUGUCUUUGGCAUGGGUGUGGACGGCGAGAGGGGGUCAUCACAGGACAACCAAUCCAUACAAGACGACCCAGAACCGGUUUCCGAGCCUGCGCCCAAGGCUUCUCGAAAAUUGGCAAAGGAGAACGAAUCGAGGAAGGGGGCUGCUCAAACAAAAUCACCGUUACCAGCACUCGCUACGCUGCAUACGCCGCUGUCGACAAUAAGCAAUGGCGCGAGUGCCAGCAUGAAGCCUGCGACGAUACCAACAAGAGCGCCUGGCGAAAUCUUAAAGUACGCCUCCGCGGCGGCUGCUGCUGCGGCAAGCGACAAGAACGUAGGGAUAUCACCGUUGCCCCCGCCUCCUGGCAGCACGGGCAUCUCGUCUCACCCUUCAGGUCCGUCGGCCGCCAACUCGCCCGCCGUGGCAGCUGCCCAGCCUGCACAGCAAACGCCGCUACAAACGCCAGCGGCCAUCGCCACCCCGGCCGAAGAGCCCGCCCCGGAGCCGGCUCCGGUGCCGGCCGCGCCUGCGCCGACGACAGGACGCGGGUCCAGGAAGUCCAAAGCUGCGGGCAAGCAACCCGUGCCUGCCGUCGAAGCCAAGGACGGGCCGGCGACGAACGGCACGACGCUGAACGGCGCCAAGUCCAAGAUGCAGGCACAAGUCGCCGAAGAGGAGAGCAUAUACCAUCUGCCUUCCUCGCUGCAGGACCUGGUAGAGUCCUACGAGAUGGCCCGUAAGAACCCGCCAUCGGUGUUGGCCCCGUCGACGCAGCGGCUCCUAGAAGCCAGCCAAGCCAACUGCCCGGACCAACGUGACGCCGACGCGCCGCGGUCCUACAGACCGGAGCAACCCAUCCCGCAGGUCGUGUCCAGCUUCCCACGCACGCCACUCCCCAUCUUCGACGACCCACGGCUGUACCAGCGCAUCGACUCGGACACGUUGUUCUACGUGUUUUACUACAGACAAAACACUCAGCACCAACUUCUCGCCGCUAAGGCGCUCAAGGACAACAGCUGGCGGUUUCAUAAGCAAUAUCAAACGUGGUUCCAGCGACACGAAGAGCCCAAGAGCAUCACGGAAGAGCACGAACAAGGAACAUAUAGGUUCUUUGAUUACGAGUCUACUUGGAUGAACCGCAGAAAAGCGGACUUCAAGUUUGCCUACAAGUUCCUCGAGGAUGAGGUAUAA